Molecule: messenger RNA, 2436 nt
Organism: Manis pentadactyla (Chinese pangolin)
Lineage: Eukaryota; Metazoa; Chordata; Mammalia; Pholidota; Manidae
Gene: NTM
Product: neurotrimin
Exons: 8
Coding region: 595-1665 (356 amino acids)
Cellular component (GO): neuron projection
Source: RefSeq, a predicted model, not a curated record
AGUCGGCGCGGCCGUCGCCUCCUUGCAAUACCCCCUGCUGCCCGCCGCGCUCUACUUUCCACCCCUGCCAUUGUUACGGAUUGUUUUCUGCGGGCAAUCCUUCCUCCGAAACUUACAAAGAAAGUGUUGGAUUUCCCCCUGUUGGAACUGAGGAAUUGCAGAUCACCUUUGGGUUGCCGGAUCUAGCCCACCCUCUGUCCCCUCCUGGUACCAAAGUGCUUACUCCACUCCAAAGUGCCAUGUCAGAACUGUUCACGGGAAGAAGGGGCUCCUGAAACGUGCCCACACCUUUGCACCUGCCUUGCGCUACCCCUUCCUGGCCACCUUUCCGGUCGAAGCACACCGAGGAGGCCCCUUUCGGAUGUCCUUCGUGGACACUGGCCCUCCGGAGCUGGAGCGCUGAGGCCGGAUUUGGGGGAGGAAUACCAGACUUGGAGGAGUCUGCGCGCUCUUCUCCUCCCCGCGCCGCGCGGUCGCCGCUAGUUCACCGCUCGGUCCCUGUUCUCGCUGCCUCACCCCACCCACUUCCUGUGCUCGCCUGGGGGGCGUGUGCCGAGCCGCUGCCGGAGUUCUGGGAAGUUGUGGCUGUCGAGGAUGGGGGUCUGUGGGUCCCUGUUCCUGCCCUGGAAGUGCCUCGUGGUCGUGUCUCUCAGGCUGCUGUUCCUUGUACCCACAGGAGUGCCGGUGCGCAGCGGAGAUGCCACCUUCCCCAAAGCUAUGGACAACGUGACGGUCCGGCAGGGGGAGAGCGCCACCCUCAGGUGCACGAUUGACAACCGGGUCACCCGGGUGGCCUGGCUAAACCGCAGCACCAUCCUCUAUGCUGGGAAUGACAAGUGGUGCCUGGACCCACGCGUGGUCCUCCUGAGCAACACCCAAACUCAGUACAGCAUCGAGAUCCAGAAUGUGGACGUGUAUGACGAGGGCCCGUACACCUGCUCUGUGCAGACGGACAACCACCCAAAGACCUCGCGGGUCCACCUCAUUGUGCAAGUAUCUCCCAAAAUUGUAGAGAUUUCUUCAGAUAUCUCCAUUAAUGAAGGGAACAAUAUCAGCCUCACCUGCAUAGCCACGGGUAGACCGGAGCCUACGGUUACCUGGAGACACAUCUCCCCCAAAGCUGUGGGCUUUGUGAGUGAAGAUGAAUACCUGGAAAUCCAGGGCAUCACGCGGGAGCAGUCGGGGGACUACGAGUGCAGUGCUUCCAAUGACGUGGCUGCGCCGGUGGUCCGGAGAGUAAAGGUCACCGUGAACUAUCCACCAUACAUUUCAGAAGCUAAGGGCACAGGUGUCCCCGUGGGACAAAAGGGGACACUACAGUGUGAAGCUUCAGCAGUCCCCUCAGCAGAAUUCCAGUGGUACAAGGAUGACAAAAGGCUGGUUGAAGGAAAGAAAGGGGUCAAAGUGGAAAACAGACCUUUCCUCUCAAAACUCAUCUUCUUCAACGUGUCUGAGCACGACUACGGGAACUACACUUGCGUGGCCUCCAAUAGACUGGGCCACACCAAUGCCAGCCUUACGCUGUUCGAACUAAAUGAGCCUACAAGCUCAACUUUGUUGCAAGGCCCGGGUGCAGUCAGCGAGGUGAACAACGGGACAUCAAGGAGGGCAGGCUGCAUUUGGCUGCUACCUCUUCUGGUCUUGCACCGACUGCUCAAAUUUUGAUGUGAGGGUCAUUCCCCCACCGGGGAAAGCUGCUGGCGCCGCGGCCACCAUCACAACAGCAACAGCAACUCCGACAGCAACAUGAGCAUACCCGUUUCUACACCAGAUAUCAGCAAAUGAAUUCCAAGAAAUAGCCUGAGGGACACAAAUUGAAGGGAGGGGAACAAAGAAUACUUUGGGGCAACAAGUCUAAAAGGAAAUCGAAAUCGCCUUGCAGUCCUUGCUGAUAUGUAGGUACAACUGAGUUUUCUUUCUUUCCCCAAAUGGAAAGAGCGCACGCCUGGCUUUGGACCCACGUGCAAGCUGCACUGUGUGACCUCGAUGUGUUACCGGGGUGGGCAAGGGCUCAGCUACUCUGCCCAUUAAAGUGCCCCUGCCAAGGAAAAUUCUGGAGCCGGCCAUCCCAGAUUCAAUAGAGACAAGGAGUGAGACGUGCGGGCCCCGCUGUGAGGCUGAGGGCCCUCUCGUAGACUGCCACUAUUGUGUGUGUGAUGAAAUGCAAAAUAUAAAAAAAAAAGAAAAAAAGAAACAGGAAACUAAACAAGACAGCCUGCCAGCUACAACAGUCCCACAAUCAACAGUCACAAAAGAUAUUGUUAAACUUUAUUUCUCCCCAUUUUAUUACAUGGACAUUAUGGAUAAUAAGGGAUUCUGAUUCAUGAUUAAUUUUAUUAAUUAUAUUUUCUGAUAUGAGUCUAGAACUUAGUGCAAAAACAAGACAAAACUAAAAAAAAAAGUUACACACAUGAAAAGGGUGAUGAGAAGUAUGUC